Arachis duranensis is the source of this 2185-nucleotide messenger RNA. RefSeq lists its product as uncharacterized. The transcript is spliced from 2 exons. The record is from RefSeq and is a predicted model, not a curated record. Gene Ontology annotation, molecular function: protein binding. NCBI's taxonomy places the organism in Eukaryota, Viridiplantae, Streptophyta, Magnoliopsida, Fabales, Fabaceae. The coding region runs from base 554 to 1936 and encodes 460 amino acids.
CACCUCUUGACAGUUCCAAUUCUGGUUCCCUAUUUAUUUUUAGAUCUCAACACCCAACACCAAUACACUUGAAUUCUCCUGAACCUGCUUCUUUGUUUGAUGAUUUUGUUCCUUAGAAAACCACGUGUUUCUAUCCUGAACCACCUUCUUCAACUCUCUGAACUCUCCCAUCAAUUUCCUAAAAAACAGAAAGAAAAUAUCUUUGUUCUUUUCACCUUUAAAUUCAAUGUUAUUCGAAUCCCAAGUUUCCCUUUUUUGAUUUUCUCACGUCCCUUUUGAAGUUUUGAUCUUUGCUUCCUUUUUUGUCAAAAAAGGGUCCCUUUUUUUUCCCUCACCCAUUUCGAUUUCUAUAUUUUUCACUAAAAGUUGUCAUGAGCUGGUUGGGAUCAUUGGAUUCUUGAUGAGAAGGGGGAAAAAAGUAAACUUCAUUAUGAUUUUAAUUAAUAUUUAAUAAGGUUAAUGAUGAUUGCCCUCUAGGUGUUUGAUACUGUGUCUAUAAGUGUGGUUCAUCUUUUUCUGUGUUUCCUGGAAGAAGAACUUGGCAUUUUUGAACAUGGCUUCAAGGGUCUCUCCAAAUUCAAAUUGUUGGCAACUGAGAACCCCUUGUUCUCUAUCUCAUUCAUGGAAGGCACCGCGUUCAGUUCCUUCUCUGCCACUGGCAAGUUUCACUCGUAGCAAGAACAGUGCCAUCAUGCCAUGCCGUUUGGUUCAUGGAUUCACAUCUCCAUGCAUCAGGAAUUUGAGGGUGCAAAGAGAAAAUCGUGUCUGCUGCAUCCCUUUUCACCAUGCAGGCGCCAAUCAUGAUGAUCAUGGUGAUGAGAAUGAAAAGGAAAUGGCUUUUGUCGUUUCAGACAAUUCCAAAAAUAGAGAAGUGAAUAGCUUUUUUUCCAUGAAGCCUGAUCUUCUGGAACCUUCUCUUCUGGGAAUCCAGCCUGAGCCACCUAGCUGGCCUGAGAGAGAAGAGAUUCUGAGGCUGAGUUUUGAGAGGAGAGUGAAGGGUGUGGGGAUUCCCUUUUCCAUUAGGAUGAUCAGGAAGAAGCUUCAAUUGCAGAAGAGUUUGAAGGAGGCAAGUGAUUUGAGUUAUUGUUCUGUAAACAAGGCCUUCUCUUCCAUGUUGUUUAUCUUCCACCAGCUUCAAAACUAUGCCUUGCAAACAAGGGAGAGCAUGUUCCUUGAGGACUUUGAAGGUGUCAUGGACAAGUUGAGGGUUGACAUGGAUACUUCAUUUGUGUGGCUAUUUCAACAGGUUUUCUGCAAGACCCCAACUCUAAUGGUCGAUGUCAUGGUCCUAUUAGCCAACUUCUCUGUCUUCUCUAUGGCACAAACUCCUCCUUCCAUGGUUACAAACAUUCUACCAUUGAGACAUUCAGAACAAGUUGGUGUUGAGACUCAACAAGACGAGCAUAGCAAGGAUAAAGGAUUGGCAGAGGAAGAGAUGUUGUGGCGCUCCAUGGUUGAAGAAGCUUCAAUUAUGCAUAAAGGGCUAGAUAAUAAUGAGGUUUUGGACCAUGAAACAAUGAAAAGAUUUGUGUCACCUCUGUCUGUGGAGCUUCAAAGUGAUCAAUAUGAGGAGUAUGUCACCACUGAUCUGUAUUACCAAAAGCAUUUGCGCUUGUCACCACAUAAUUCUCUUCUGCUUUCCAACUAUGGACACUUCCUUUUCCUUGUUGCUCGUGACAUUGAUAGGAGUGAAGAGUACUACCGGCGUUCGGUGCUAGCAGAGUCGCCGGAGGCUGAAGCAUUCAGCAGAUAUGCUGAUUUCUUGUGGAUGGUAAGAAAGGAUCUUUGGGCAGCAGAACUCAGAUAUCUUCAAUCAUUGGAAGCAGAACCGGGCAAUACUUACUAUAUGUCAAAGUAUGCAAGUUUUCUUUGGAACACAGGUGGACAAGAUAACACGAGCUUUCCCCUAGAAGAAAUAGACAAUUUGCAACUAUGACAUUGUUGACCAUAUGAUUCUUCAUCUUCAUCAUCAUCAUCAUCUUAGAUGAGUGAUGUGUGAAUAUACACAGUUUGAUGAUAGCAUACAGACACAACUUGUACAUCCAACUUGCUUCUGAGAUGUGUAUACCCUUGAUAUUUUUGGACAUUCACCAAUAGAAUAUUAGUCCAAUCUUUAUUUUGUUUAGUUAUUUAUGUAUUUUGGAAAUGAAGAUGUUUAUCUUGGCAUAGUUACUUGAGUUUAUGU